Messenger RNA from Solanum pennellii, 2118 nucleotides. RefSeq names its product shewanella-like protein phosphatase 2. The record is from RefSeq and is a predicted model, not a curated record. The transcript has 2 exons. Gene Ontology annotation, molecular function: hydrolase activity. The coding region runs from base 79 to 1266 and encodes 395 amino acids. Lineage: Eukaryota; Viridiplantae; Streptophyta; Magnoliopsida; Solanales; Solanaceae.
AAGUCAAAGUCAUCUUACAAAACCUCUAUUUGUCAACAAAACAAAAAAACCUUCAGUUUGUUCACAUCAUAUGCAAAAAUGGAGUCACAAGCGAAUCUAACAUGCCAAAAUCUCCCCACAAUCUUCUCCUCUUUCGUUGACACAUUUGUCGAUUUCUCUGUCAGCGGUGGUAUUUUCUUACCGCCGCCAAUAACCCCAAAACCCCAAAAUCCAUUACAAACAAUCUUCCCUUCUCCGACUCGUUUAAUUGCUAUAGGUGAUAUCCAUGGUGAUUUUCAAAAAUCCAAAGAAUCCUUCAAACUUGCUGGAUUAAUUGAUGAUCAUGAUAAAUGGUGUGGUGGGUCAACAACAGUUGUACAAAUAGGUGAUGUGCUAGACCGUGGUGGUGAAGAGUUGAAAAUUCUUUAUUUUCUUGAAAAAUUGAAAAGGGAAGCUGCAAAGGUAAAUGGCAAUUUAAUUACUAUGAAUGGUAAUCAUGAAAUUAUGAAUGUUGAUGGUGAUUUUAGGUAUGUUACUAAAGAGGGCCUUAAAGAAUUUCAAGAUUGGGCUAUGUGGUAUUCUGUAGGUAUUGAUAUGAAAAAGUUGUGUAAUGGGUUGGGUGAAAAAGGGCGUUUUAAAGAUCUUCUUGAAGGGAUUCCUUUAGAAUUUCGCGGUGUUAGACCGGAAUAUUUUGAAGGGAUUAGAAUCCGUAUUGCAGCAUUAAGGCCAAAGGGACCUAUUUCGGAGAGGUUUUUAUCGAAAAAUCAAACAGUUGUUGUGGUUGGUGAUUCCGUGUUUGUACAUGGUGGGCUUUUGCCUAAACAUGUGGAUUAUGGAUUCGAGAAUGUGAAUGAGGAAGUGAGGGAUUGGAUUUGUGGAUUGAAGGGAAGAGUUUCAAGGGAUUUAGUGAGGGGAAAGGAUUCUAUUGUUUGGUUGAGGAGGUUUUCGAAUGAGUUAGCGAAGGAUUGUGAUUGUUCUACUCUUGAACAUGUGCUUGCUACUAUUCCUGGAGCGAAGAGGAUGAUAAUGGGACAUACGAUUCAAGAAAGUGGGAUAAACGGAGUUUGUGGUAACCAAGCUAUAAGGAUUGAUGUGGGAAUGUCAAAGGGAUGUACUAAUGGAUUGCCGGAGGUUUUAGAGAUUGAUAGGUAUAAAGGGUUGAGAAUUUUGACAUCGAAUCCGUUGUAUCAAAAUGGAAAGGAACCUUCUUUGGAAGCUAAACCUAAGGAUGGUCUUGGUUUCCUGCUCCCUGAACUAGGACCAAAGCAAGUCGAGGUGAAGGCAUAAUUGGAUGAUUGAACUCACGAGGAUCUAAUCUUUCUUUUGGAAUUCUUGGGGAUCGUAUUUCUCCAUUGUCGGUAGUUUUGUCAAGCCAGAUUUUGUUGGAUUACCGGACAUGAAGCUUGUCUAACACAGUCAGAACUGUAGAGAAGGGGGAUGCUGUACAGCAGGCGUUUCAUGCGUGAAGGAAGUGAAUAAGUGGUCAGUUAUAUGUUUCUACACUGUCAGGCAGCAAGGAAGCUGUAACCUGUGGAGUAUGUUUCUUAGCUUAUACAUUGACUUCCACAUGGACCGAAGGAUAAUUAGAAGAGGACAGAAAGGGUAUUUUGCUAAUUGACUGGAGAGGUGUUUGGAGGGGACGACAAGUUUUAUGCACAAACUUAGACAUACAUGUUUGUAGCUUCUGGCCUCAUUACUAUAGUUCCAUGGCUCUUUUGAGUCUGCUUCUUUCUUGACAAGCUGAAGAAGCUGUUCGAUCUGUCAGUGUUGUUCUGUUCAAACUCUGCACUCUGCAGUUGCAAAACUGAUGGUCUGAGGUUGAGGUGUUGAUUGGCAUCAAGUCCUACAGUGGAUAUGACAAAAGUAAGUUUUCGCUGUAAAUUUAUGCAUCUUCACUCUUCAUCGGUACAGUCUUAAAGUAGUGAAGUGAGGAGAUGUUGGUGACACAUAUUUGGCUACUGGGAACUUCUUUUGAAUCAACACUGCCUCGGGGUAUACCUUAGAUGAUGCUUGCAAGAUAGCACACAAUCUUUCACGAGGCUGAGAGUGAGGAACCGUGUAUGGUUAGAUGAACUGGGAGAGCACAUUUUUAUGUCAAAUUUUGGUUUAGGAAUGUAUUGACAUACAUACAUUAGAAAA